UUGUUAGAAAUUUUCUAGUUAUUCUUUAUUAACCUGAGACAAUGGGAAAGGAAAAGACUCACAUCAAUAUUGUCGUUAUCGGUCACGUAGAUUCUGGCAAGUCUACCACCACCGGCCACUUGAUUUAUAAGUGCGGUGGUAUUGACAAGCGUACCAUCGAGAAGUUUGAGAAGGAAGCUCAAGAGAUGGGAAAGGGCUCCUUCAAGUAUGCCUGGGUCUUGGAUAAACUGAAAGCUGAGCGUGAACGUGGUAUUACAAUUGACAUUGCACUUUGGAAAUUUGAAACAUCAAAAUUCUAUGUGACUAUCAUUGAUGCUCCGGGGCAUCGAGAUUUCAUCAAGAACAUGAUUACUGGCACUUCACAGGCAGACUGUGCUGUGUUGAUUGUUGCUGGUGGGGUAGGUGAAUUCGAAGCUGGAAUAUCCAAAAAUGGGCAAACUCGAGAGCAUGCAUUGCUGGCUUAUACUUUGGGUGUCAAGCAACUGAUUGUCGGUGUCAACAAAAUGGACUCAACCGAACCACCUUACAGCGAGAACCGCUACGAAGAAAUCAAGAAAGAAGUAAGCAGCUACAUCAAGAAGAUUGGUUAUAACCCAGUUGCUGUUCCUUUCGUCCCUAUUUCUGGAUGGCACGGAGAUAACAUGCUUGAGGCUUCCACUAACCUUCCUUGGUAUAAGGGGUGGGCAAUCGAACGUAAAGAAGGAAAAGCCGACGGUAACAAUGUUUUCUUUAUUUUAUUUCUUUGGUUUACAAUUUCAAACUUUUUAGGCAAAACUUUGCUUGAGGCUUUGGACGCCAUUCUACCACCUUCUCGCCCUACGGACAAGGCGCUCCGUCUCCCUCUUCAAGACGUUUACAAAAUCGGUGGUAUUGGUACAGUGCCUGUUGGGCGUGUUGAAACCGGUGUUAUCAAACCUGGUAUGGUCGUGACUUUCGCUCCAUGUCAGUUGACGACUGAAGUCAAAUCUGUCGAAAUGCACCAUGAAGCACUUGAGGAAGCUGUACCUGGUGAUAACGUUGGUUUCAACGUUAAGAACGUGUCCGUCAAAGAGUUGCGCCGUGGCUAUGUCGCUGGCGACUCCAAGAACAACCCACCAAAGGGUGCAGCAGAUUUCUUCGCUCAGGUCAUUGUGUUAAAUCAUCCCGGGCAGAUCGGCAAUGGGUACACUCCUGUGUUAGAUUGCCAUACUGCUCACAUCGCUUGUAAAUUUGCUGAAAUUAAGGAAAAAUGCGAUCGACGUACCGGCAAAACUACUGAAGAAAAUCCGAAAUUUAUUAAAUCCGGCGAUGCCGCAAUGAUUACUUUGGUUCCCAGCAAACCCCUGUGUGUUGAAUCUUUCUCUGAUUUCCCUCCCCUCGGCCGUUUUGCCGUUCGUGAUAUGAGGCAAACUGUGGCUGUCGGUGUCAUCAAGUCUGUCAAUUUCAAGGAUUUGGGAGCUGGCGGUAAAGUAACGAAAGCUGCAGAAAAGGCUGGAAAAAAGAAAUGAAAAUUGAAUUCGGUUAUUUGAACGACAUGCGGUUCUUUGUUGAACCCGAAAAAUAGCAACUCAUUUAAUUUCCAUCGUCAAGCUGUUGAAUGUACUGCAGAAAAAGUAAGCAAGGCGAGUUUGUUCGAUUUUACCAAUUGUCUCCACCUUUUUAUGUAGCAUUUAACUUUCUGUCGAUUGGAAAAGUUACCAUUGAAAUGAAAGAAUAAAUGAUGUGCUAUGUUA
Daphnia carinata is the source of this 1712-nucleotide messenger RNA. RefSeq names its product elongation factor 1-alpha-like. Gene Ontology annotation, molecular function: translation elongation factor activity; GTP binding; GTPase activity. Lineage: Eukaryota; Metazoa; Arthropoda; Branchiopoda; Diplostraca; Daphniidae. The transcript has 5 exons. Gene Ontology annotation, biological process: translation; translational elongation. The coding region runs from base 42 to 1487 and encodes 481 amino acids. The record is from RefSeq and is a predicted model, not a curated record.